Messenger RNA from Carassius auratus (goldfish), 1754 nucleotides. RefSeq names its product heat shock protein, alpha-crystallin-related, b15 (gene hspb15). The record is from RefSeq and is a predicted model, not a curated record. Lineage: Eukaryota; Metazoa; Chordata; Actinopteri; Cypriniformes; Cyprinidae. Gene Ontology annotation, cellular component: cytoplasm; nucleus. Gene Ontology annotation, biological process: negative regulation of apoptotic process; protein refolding; response to heat. The transcript has 3 exons. Bases 494 to 1108 code for a protein of 204 amino acids.
AUUAGUGUUAUGCAAUGCAUCUUAGUAUAUCUGGCUCUAAAUGUUGUUUACAACACUGAAGAAUUCUCUAGAGCUGAUAUAAAGGCUAAUAGUACAUAUUGUUGUAAAACAAAGUUGGUAACUAUGGUGAAAGAAAGAGCACCAAGAUGUGACCAGAUUACAGAAGCUAUUAAUGCAAUGAAACUAUUGCUAGUGAACCCAUUGUCAUGCGCUAAGAAUUUGCCAUUAACCCUUCAGUUCUAUUUAAACAGACAGGAUGGCAUCAUUCGUGUAUGUUAAAUUGUUAACACAGGGUUGAAAGAUUUGCCAAGCCUCUUUGUUGACAUUUGGGAUUGGAUAAGUGGAUAAUUUGGGAUCAAGGUUUAAUAGACAAGAACAGUAUAAAAGAAGUGAGUGGCAACUUUCUGUAACAUUUCACAAGUUUACUCUGGCUGCAUCAGCAUCAGGUAUUGGAAGCUCCAACAGUGUUUUUCAGUUUUGAAAUUGUUUACAGAUGCCUCGUCCUUUGUUUCAAAGAAAUGGUUGCUGGGACCCUUUUCAGGAGAAGGCACAAAACCUUUUCAACCAAAACACUGACCUCCGCAACUUCCUUGAACCAAAUGAGGUUAGCUGGAUAGAAUCAGCAAGGAAAAGAUUGGGAUUGACAUCGACCUGGCCAGGAUCAAUGCGUAUACCUCUCUUCAGCUCUUUUUGCACCGAGGCUCCACCUAAAUCAUGUACUGGAUCAGAAGGAUGCAAUUCUGAAUCUCUGUGUGAACAAACAAAAGGACCGCAAAACUGGAAAAUCUGUCUAGAUGUCAGUCCAUUUUCUUCGGAGGAGAUAACCAUCAAAACCCAGGAGGGAUAUUUGGAGAUUACAGGUAAUCACGUAGAAAGACAGGAGCAUCACAGAUGGAUCUCAAGAACCUUUACAAGAAAAUACAUGCUUCCGGCUGAAUUAGACCUAAAACAGAUCAGCUCCAUGCUGUCUUCAGAUGGUAUUCUCUCUGUUGAGGCCCCAUCACCUGGCUCUAACAUCAGUCUCCCCGGAGAGACUGUCAUCCCUAUUCACAUAAUGGACAAACAGUUAUCUGCAAAAUCAGACGGGCAAUGCCUAACCAGUAACUAAGUUACUGGUUAGGCACAGCUUGUCUCAAAAUAUAUAUGUGAUAAAGGUAGUGUAUGCGUUUUCAUAACAGUUUGUUUUUGAUGGCUAACAUUAGAAGCAUUUGUAAAUACUGGUUUUGCAAGGGAAUAUUUAUCAUAUUAUGAUCCAUUACCAAAAGACUACAGUGACCGUAAUAUGCUUAAUAGAUCAGUUCGGCUGUUACUUUGGUUUCAAAACAAUUAUGCAAUAAUUUGUGCUGUAUAAGAAUAUGUCAAAGAUGAUCACUCUCUUUUUCAGGCUAUAUUAAAAAAAAAAAAAAUGAAAUGGGGCUUCAUAAUGGGGAUUGCACUGCAUAAUGCCAGGAUAAUCCUUUUGAUUUUGAAAGGCUAUUUUAAUUAAUCUGUUUUGAAAAUGAUACCUUGUAUCAAUGAAUGUCAUGACAUAAGUCUAAAGAGGCUGUAUACUGAAAUUGAUCAAUAUUUAGGAAAGCAGCUGAGUAGACAUCUUCUUAGUCGUGGAAAUUUUGAUUAUUUCAAGAGAUUCGUUUAUUUUCAGUUUGUUCACCGAAAUUAUUAACUCACAGAUUGAUUCAGUGACAAUUUCUAUAUUACAUAAAUACAACAACAGGUGGCGCAAAAGAGUGUCUUAUGUGUUUUUAAGUCAAGAA